GGUUGCGUCACCCUACGACAUCACGUCGUUUUACGUAAGGCAGGCGCUCCGGUUUCCUGGCGGAGAAGAUGGCGGCUCCUGGACCGGGGGAGUAUUUCAGCGUCGGGAGCCAUGUCUCUUGCCUCACCUGCUUGGGCCAACGUCUGCAAGGAGAAGUAGUCGCGUUUGACUACCAGUCCAAGAUGUUAACUCUGAAAUGUGCUUCCUCCAGUGGUAAGCCAAACCUCAACGACGUCAUCCUGAUCAACUUAGCCUAUGUUUCUGAUGUGGACAUAAUAAAUGACCGCACUGAGACUCCACCCCCACUAGCAUCACUGAAUGUUAGCAAGCUUGCCAAUCGAGCACGGACAGAAAAGGAGGACAAGCUGUCCCAAGCCUAUGCAAUCAGUGCUGGGGUUUCUGUGGAGGGCCAACAGCUAUUCCAGACUAUUCACAAAACCAUCAAAGACUGUAAAUGGCAGGAGAAGAACAUUAUUGUGAUGGACGACGUCGUAAUCUCACCGCCUUACCAGGUUGAGAACUGCAAAGGCAAAGAGGGAAGCGCUUUAAGUCAUGUACGCAAAAUAGUUGAGAAACAUUUUAGAGACGUGGAAAGUCAGAAGUCCAUGCAACGUUCACAAGCACAGCAAACACAGAAGGACUCCACUUUAUCUUCUUGAGUUGGCAGUGUGGGUCGGCCGGGGAAGGCGACGUAGGUGGUUUUGUUCCCACUGCCAGACUAAGUCGGCAUUCCUUGUCCUCAGUCUGAGACCACAAGGAGGAGCGCUGAGGGCCCUGGAUCCAGAAGAUCAAAAUACCAUUAAAUGAAAAAGACAAAAAAGAGAGGAAAGAUUAAAUCUUAAAUUAGACUUUAUAAAGAAUAAUUUAAACAUGAACCAUAAAGCAACCAUAGUUUCCUUAACUAACUUGUCUCAUUCUGCCCCCACUCCUCCCCUCCUGUCCCUGAAGCAUUUUCUUUUUUCCGCCCUUCUUCCUUUGCCUUCAGUUCCAUUUCAAAAAGAGAAAACUAGAGCAGUCAGAAAGGCUUGUUAGCUUUAUUUUCUGUCAUUGUUUCCUUUUUUUGCUGUAUCCAUGUUCUACUGUCUGUAUUUUCUGUAUUUUAAACAAAAUGUGACUUGAAACGCCACACUUUAAAGGACAUUUUCUAAAAUAAAAGUAACAAAAAUUCU
Molecule: messenger RNA, 1169 nt
Organism: Xiphias gladius (swordfish)
Lineage: Eukaryota; Metazoa; Chordata; Actinopteri; Istiophoriformes; Xiphiidae
Gene: lsm12b
Product: LSM12 homolog b
Exons: 5
Coding region: 69-659 (196 amino acids)
Molecular function (GO): RNA binding
Source: RefSeq, a predicted model, not a curated record